Jaculus jaculus (lesser Egyptian jerboa) is the source of this 7409-nucleotide messenger RNA. RefSeq names its product URB1 ribosome biogenesis homolog (gene Urb1). Gene Ontology annotation, cellular component: nucleolus. Gene Ontology annotation, biological process: maturation of 5.8S rRNA from tricistronic rRNA transcript (SSU-rRNA, 5.8S rRNA, LSU-rRNA); maturation of LSU-rRNA from tricistronic rRNA transcript (SSU-rRNA, 5.8S rRNA, LSU-rRNA). The record is from RefSeq and is a predicted model, not a curated record. Lineage: Eukaryota; Metazoa; Chordata; Mammalia; Rodentia; Dipodidae. Bases 6 to 6815 code for a protein of 2269 amino acids. The transcript has 39 exons.
GGGCCAUGGGGGUCCCCAAGCGGAAAGCCUCUGCCCACGACCCGGCUGGCGCCGCCGACGCCGUCAAGCGAGCCCGUGCGGAAGAGCUCACGGGCGUGCGAUUCAAGGCUCGGCUGAGGGACCCGCAGGGCCCCGGGCCCGCCUUGGAAGCCUUUGUCUCUGCUGCCAAGAAACUACCACAAGAAGACAUGUAUGAUGUCGUGGAAGGAUACAUAAAGAUUUCGGUGGAGUGUGCUGAGCUCUUCCAGCUCCUGAGUGGAGAGAAGCGGCCUGAAAGUGAAAUGUUGUUAAUAUUUCAAGCUUUUGAGGCCAUAUUACUGCGGACAGCCAGCGACCUCUCACAUUUUCAUGUUGUGGGCACCAACAUUGUGAAGAAGCUAAUGAACAACCACAUGAAGCUGAUCUGCGAGUCUCUGUAUGCAGCGGGUUACAGGAUGGGCCGAGCCUGCCUGGAACUGAUGACUGCCAUGGUGACCCAGGGGCCCGAAGCAGCCAGGGAUGUCUGCAGCCGUUUUGACUUGAAUAAACAGACCUUGCAUACCCUGGUGACCAAGAGGGGUUCGAAGGGAACACAUGAUGUCCGCCUGGCUUACAUCCAGUUUGCCCUGUCCUUCUUGAUUGCUGGUGAUGACAGCACCAUAGGGCAAGUGCUGGACCUGAAAGAGUUUAUUCCUUGCAUUUUUUGCUCAGGCAUAAAGGAGGAUAGGAUUUCCACCAUCAACAUUGUGUUAUCCACUCUGCAAACAAAGGUGGUUCACAAUAAAAACAUCACUAAAACCCAGAAGGUGCGUUUCUUUUCGGGACAGCUACUGAAUCACAUAGCGUCUCUCUACGGCUGGAAUGGGGUUGCUGACGUCACUCCAGAAAACGCAGACAGUGCUGAGGUGUCUGCUGAAGAAGCAGGAAAAACCAUGGUGAGGGAGCUUGUUCACAACUUCCUCAUGGAUCUUUGCUGUUCACGCAAGCAUGGGAUUAAUUUUUAUGAUGCCUCUUUGGGAACCUUUGGCAGAGGGGGCAACCUGACACUCCUGCACUUCUUACUGGGUUUGAAAACUGCGGCUGAGGAUGACCUGGUGGCCGAGCUUGUGGUGAACAUCCUUAAGGUGUGCCCGGACUUGCUGACAAAAUACUUCAAGGAAGUGAAUUUUUCCUUUCUCCCAAGAGUGAAGUCCACUUGGCUAAAUAAUGUCAAGCUGCUAAACAAGAUUUAUAAAGCCCAGCCUGAGAUUUCCCGGGCUUUCUGGACCAGAGAGUUUAUUCCCUUGCCGCGGCUACUGGCAAUGGUGCUGGUGACCACAGUGCCUUUGGUGUGCAAUAAGAUCAUGUUUACCCAGGCACUAAAUCUGGACAACACAUCAGUAAGGCACACAGCUUUAUCCCUUAUAUCUGUCAUUUUGAAAAGAGCAUUGAAGACAGUUGAACACUGUCUGAAUAAAGAGUCGUGGCAAGAAUCAGGUGUGUACACCGCCGCAAUGAUGGAGGAAUUCGUGCAGCUCUUCAGAGAAGCCCUGAGCAAGAAUUUGCCAGAUCUGAACACCAUUGUAUGGGUCUGGCAGUCACUCAAAAAGCAGGAGAUCAAACAGGAUGAUGGGAAAGGGACGAAGAAAGGGGACAAGACUCCAGCUGCCCGCAAGGCUGUCUACUGCGAUGAUGCAGAAACGGUUCUUCUGAAAGCUGCGCUGCUCCAGGUCAUAUGCCUCUAUCAGCAGGUGCUCCCCCACGUGGUCAUGCAGUACAACUUCGACUUUAGCAAGCUCCUGAAAGGUGUCAUCUCUGAGCAGGGCCUUCGUGAGGAGACCCCUCCCAUUUUGCAGCACCACAUGCUGAAGGUGGCUCUGGAACUGCCUGCCAACAAAUUUUUGUGGUUAAAGGCACAGGAAGGCCCAAAUGCAGAAAUUAUUGGAGGAGAACGCUCAGUUUUCUACCUGUUGAUGAAGAUGUUUGUGACCAGUAGUCAUUCACAGCUCAAGUCAUCCACCAAACUUCUGAUCAUGAAGAUUCUGCGCGACACCGGCGUGUUUGAGCACACCUGGAAGGAGCUGGAGCUGUGGCUGGAACACCUGGACAGCACCUCAGACGAGUGCCGAGAAAGCGUCAUCCGGUUCUUGGAGCGGAUUUUACUGACCCUGGUGGCAAGUCCCCACUUCUACACAGACAAAGUCUCUGACUUUGUCCAGGAAGCCAGCACCUUGCAGGCCGCGGCAGCAAAGCAGGAUGCCGAUGACGUCAGCAUUCCCAUCUCCCACAUCGACGACGUACUCGACAUGGUAGACGUCCUGGUGGAGGGUGAUGAAGGCUUGGACGAGGAAAUUGGGUUUUCACUGAAUGAAGACAUGAUCCUGCUCACGUUCCCAUUCAGUGCUGUGGUCCCUGCAGCCCUGGAAGCAAGGAAUAAGCUGCUCCUUGGGACCGAAAGUGAAGCAGGGGAAAGCAUCGUGGCCUAUCUGACAGCAGUGCUGACCGACCUCCUCCACACGCAGAGAGACCCUCUGGCUUUGUGUCUUUUGCUUCAGGCGUAUGACAAGUUUGAGCCUCCAGGCCCACCUUGUCUUGGGCAGCUCUCCCAGUUCAACAGAUAUUAUAGCCUCUGGGUUCCAGAGCAAGCCCGCAAGGCCUGGCCACUGCCCGUGCCAAGUGGCCCUACACCCAGAGCUCCCCUCCAGGCCUCCGGCUUCUGCACCCUGCUGCAGGCGGCCUAUGAGAGCCGCACGCUCGCGGAGGAGCACAUUCAGACUCAGCUGCUGGCUGCUGUUGCUGACCUGGCCUUGCACCAAGUCCUGCGCUCGGCCAAGCAGAUUCUGCUCUACCUCAGGAGUGCUGUGGAGAACUUCGGCCAGCUGGGCCGGAGUGUGGGCCCGCCGCUGCUGCAGCUCUUCCUGGAUCUCCUCAGGCGCGUGGUUAUGCACUGCGAGCAGCUGGACACCCAGAACAGGCAGAAGUUGGAGGCCGCCCGUGCUGAGUCUGAUCUCUUUUUGGACAUGGAGUCUGUAGCCUCCUUGGAGUUGGCCAGUGACCAGACAGUAGAGGAGGUGCUGGUGGCCAUCCUUAAACAUCCCACCCUGGAGAGUUGGUUUCUGGCCCUGGAGCAGAAAGCCUUGCCCCCACACACGCUUAGCCCUAUUCUAGUGAAGCUUCUGGCAGCCCACAUCAAUGCAGGGGUCCUUCAGCUGCUGGUGGCAAGUGCCCCAGUCCUCCAGAAACUGGGUCGACCAGAUCUCCUAGCCAAGUACUUAGAGGCCAUCGCCCAAAGUGUAUUGAGAGAACUGCGAGCCAGAACCAAAGGCCAAGCCACAUUGUCUCCCAAGAUCCCACCUCAGCUGGAGGCCCUGAGGGAGCUGCAUCCGUACAUGGAAGGAGCCCAGCUCCGUGACAUCAUCUUGGCUCUGCUGGGCCUGCCGGAGACCCAGUUGCUGAGCCAGCAAUCCACCAGGUCCCCCGGGAAGGAGAGACACCUAAGUUUCCUUGGGAAGACGCUGGUGCAGCUGCUGGCCAGCAGCCCCCAGGAUCAGCUGCAGAGCAGUGAGUUUCUCUGGUGCUCCGAAUAUGUGCGACAGCUGGGGGCUCUGCUCCCGACGCUGGCUGAGCACGAACUGGACACCGUGCUCUUCCGCACUCUGCAGAGUGAGCCUGUCUUGGCUUCUGUAGUCACAACCGACCUGCUUGACUACUGCCUGACCCGGCGGACGCAGACAGCCCUGGGCAUCGCCAGCCUGCUGCUUCUGUGGAGCUCCACGCACCUGCUGAGAUUUGAGCUUUGGUGCGGGCAGGCUGGCACCGGGCCCAUCCUGCAGGAGGACCUGGACACCUUCCUUCCUCUCAUCCAUGUGUAUCUCCAGCACAGAAAACAGGGGCACUUUACACGGCCUGCAGAAGUGACCUCCGCUGCCAUUCCUGUCCUGAGGAAGGCCCUGUGGAAGCAGCUACGGAGCAGGGUUCUCAGUACUGAUGAGCACCCCGGGUCUGGGCUGCACCAGGAGAUCCUGGCCCAACUAGUUCCAUUUGCAAGACCCAAAGACCUCCACAUGCUGAUGGACCAUUUGCCCGAACUGCUGCGGACCCCGAGUGGACCUAGGAGUUGGAUUGUGGCCGAUUCUGUCUCGGCAGCUCUGGAGGAGUCUGCAGGAGAGCUGAGAGUCUGGAGGAAGACCCUGUUGGGGUGCUGUGUGCAGUGGUUGGUCAUGUCCUUCAGUGGCGACCACCCAGGUCCUGGCAACCCCGAGGAUCAGGAGAGGCAGAUGCUGCGCCAUUUAAGCGAGUUGUUGCAUGCACUUAAUGAGGUUGACCCUGGUGAGUGGCAGAAAUUUGUGAAGACAGGACUCAAAUUUCGCUAUCAGGACCACACCUUCCUAAAGACUCUCCAUGCUGCGGUGCAGCUCCUGUACGGCCCGGCAAGCGCUGGACGCGCACACCUGGUCCCGCUCCCGGUAGUCCACAUCAUGCUCACCCAGCAUUCUCUGUUCUUGCCGACCCUGCUGACCUCCGAGGAAGAGGAAAACCCGGGCAGUGAAGUAAAAGAAGCUCUGGUGGACCUCAUGGCCACAAUGGCAAGGCUAUGCCCUUCUGUCUGUGACAGCAGCCACUUUGCAGUGCUGCUCGGGGCCUACGGUGCCUCCCUCAGCAUCCUGGACCAGAAGAUUCUGCUGCUUCUCCAUACAUACGAACAGAACCAUCUCAGCCUCUUCAGCUUGAGGGUGCUGUUGUGGGGCCCAGCAGCUGUGGAGCAUCACAAGACGUGCCGGAGCCUGGGCAAGUCGCUGUGGCAGCAGCCGAGUGUUGGGGACAUCCUCCGCCUACUGGACCGGGACCGGAUGAUGCACACCAUCCUGCACUUCCCCCAGAACCGGAGGCUGCUGCCCGCUGAGGACUCCCAGGAGCCAGUCUUUAGGGACAAGAGUGUGAGAGUGGACCUCGGCAGCCUGUACGACCCCUGCUUUCUCCUGCAUCUCUUCGUGGAACUGACCAGGCCAGAGUUUGUGGUGGAUUGCCGGAAGUUUUUGGAUUCAAAUGCUCUGGGCCUGACUGCAGCAGCCCUCAGCAGCUAUGACCCCCAGAUGCGAGCCGCAGCCUAUUGUGUCCUGGCGGCCUACUACUCACACCUGGAGGGGGCUCGCUUCCGGGAGCAGGCCCAGGUUCUACACCUGUUGGAUGUUGUCCGAAAUGGUAUUCGAACUCCAAACCUUCGACUUCCUUUUACCUUGGCCCUCUUCAUCGCCAAGGCAGCCCAGCAGAUCUUGAAACCAGAGGAGCACAUGUACUGGAAGAUCAGCAAGUUCCUGCUGUCACACGAGUCCUUGAACAUGAGCAAAGUGCCAGGCUUCUACCAGUUCUUCUACAGCUCCGACUUUGAGCACAAAGCGGAACAAGAGUGGGUGCUGGGCCUCCUGCGGCAGGGGAUUCGAGACAAGCAGUGCUACGAGCUGUGCGCCAGGAGAAGGGUCUUCCACAUCAUCCUGUCCUUUUUCAGCAGCCCCUUGUGCGACGAAGUGGCUCAGAAUUGGAUUCUAGAAAUUCUACAGAACGCUGCCCUGGUUGCCAGAUCUGCCUACGAAGUCAUCCGGGACUACAGCCUUUUAACAUGGAUUUUGCACGUCCUUGAGGAUAAGUUUCUGGAGACCCAGCUGCUCUCUAACGUGAUCUCCUUGCUGCAUACCCUGUGGGUGACCAACCUGGGAGACAAAGGCAUGGAGGAGGAGAGUCGACCACCUCAACAGGCCGGCUCCCGGGAGCCCCGGAAGCUGCUUGCCCUGCAUUUGGUCAAUGAGUUCCUGUAUGUCCUUAUCACGCUCACAAAGCACCUGAGACCCUCUUUGGCCUCCACCCAACUGACCAACUUCUUUGAGACGCUCGAGUCAGUGCUGAGGUACCGGGCCACUGUCAUGCAGGCCUUCAAGGACAUGGGCCGCUUCACUGUGAACGAGACAGUGCUGUCCACCAGAGAUGUCCUGACCCUCUUAUACAAGUGGAGCCUCAUCGAGAGAGACAUCCAGCUUCAGGGAGACUUGAGAGCAGCCAUUGAGAAGUACCAAGUCAGGGACCUCAUGAAGAUGCUCAAGGAUAAGAACAGGCCUGUGAUUGCAGCUCGAGCCAAAGGCCAGCGCGGUCGAAAGAGGCGGCCUGGGGAGGAGGAGGAGACAGCUGAGCGAGAGCUGGAAGCAGCCACUUUGGAGACAUGCAAGGGCCUCCUGAGGUCCAUACUGACCCACUGGGGGCCUGUGGCCCUUGACCCUGAACCCGCUCAGAAGCCUGAGGGCUCAGGAGCUACCCCAGAGCAUGAAGCGCUGGGGCCCGGGCAUGCAGCUGCUUCCCUAGUGGCCAGCUGGGUGCUGCGGUCAGUGGCCAAAUGCCAGCUCCCCAGGGCAGAGGCUGCAGGACUCCUUGGCUGGCUCAAGAGCCACAUUUUGCCACACUCGGUGGUGGUGUCUGACCUUCUCAGGGACAGUGCCAUGAAGAGUGGCCUGUUUAAACUGUAUAGUCACCUCUGCAGUGCCACGGGCCUGGUGGGACCUACGCAGGACGUCGCCUGCCUGUUCAACACCGUCAUGUUGCGGUUACUGGUGGCCCAGGGCCAGAUGAAGAACCCCUUCCACCUAGCAGCGGAGGCCCUGUGUGUGGCUUCUCUGAACGAGGAGGAUGAAGCGACACGAGCCUCUGCAGCAUUCCUGGUGUCUCUGUAUGUGAAGGACAUCUGGCUGGGGGCCCAGUGCCCAGAGACCCUCUCAGCCCACAUCCAGAUGGUCUGUGAGGCUGCGGAGGACUCAGCGGAUCGUGAGGCCAUUGUCAUGUUCUGCAAGGACGUCAUCUCCUCAGCCACCUGAUUGGCUCCUGCUGUUGACGCCUCCCACCCCACUGACCUGUGCCCAGAACUUGAGGUUCUACAAGUUUGAGUUAAGGUUUUCAGGGAAAGUGUGAGGUGAUAAAGUCAAUUCAUUUGCUUAGUCUAUGAACAAGAAAAAUUUAAAGAACUUUAUUUAAGUGGCCAACAAAUAAUAAGCUCAGGGGACUGUGUGUACCAAGGACCACCAAGCUCAUGUGGCUCAGGUAGGCAAGGCCCUUCCUCUCUCGGGAUUCAUUGUCCUUCAGAGGAAAUUCCUCAAGUUUAGGGGAUACGUAGAGAUACAGGGCAGAUUCAUGGACAUUAAAGCUAAGAUGUGAAAAAAAAAAAUCUGUGAUAGUUUUGAUAAGCACAGAUGAAGAUACUUAAAGUUCUCUGUAUAGGUCAUAGCACAAUUAUGUAUGGCUGAAUACAUGAAUUCCUCCAGUGUUUGCUGACUGAUGUAUAGAAUGGUGUUUUACUAAGUUCCCUAAAGUAUAAAAUUGACCUGCUUUGGGAAGGCCAUAUUUUUAAAGUUGUAUAUUUCAAGGAGAUUUUAACUUUAUAUUCUUUUGAUAAUAAAUGUUUAUUUUUGUAA